This is a messenger RNA of Chelmon rostratus (copperband butterflyfish), 1019 nucleotides long. RefSeq lists its product as uncharacterized. NCBI's taxonomy places the organism in Eukaryota, Metazoa, Chordata, Actinopteri, Chaetodontiformes, Chaetodontidae. The coding region runs from base 78 to 905 and encodes 275 amino acids. The record is from RefSeq and is a predicted model, not a curated record. The transcript is spliced from 6 exons.
UUCCUCUUUUCUUUGGCGAGGAGGGGCGUAAGAUCCUCUGAAAACAGUGGAAAACUGUCGGAAAGUGUGGAGUGCCAAUGAGCAUUACGCUGAAGAUGAAGUUUUCAUUUGUCCUGUUUCUUUUACUAGAUGUCCCUUAUCUAAAAGGGCAGCAGAAGAUUGAGGAGUUUGAACAAAUUCUGCUGAGGCUCACCUUUCCUUCAUUUUACAAUAGUUACAACAAGUCCUGCUGUAAACUCUAUCCAGGAGGAUGUUACAAGCUGCUGGACAGUACAGGAUACACCUGUGACUUACUGAGAGGAAGAGUUGCGAAAACCGAAAAAGACGGCUGGAUAGAAUUUAAAAUAUCGAAUGUGCGGUUUGAUGAUGGAGGCUAUUACAGAUGUUCUGUGCUGGGAACUCAAAACCGCAUCUACAGUGAUUACUAUGUCGAGGUGUACGAGGCUUCACAUCACCACAGCCAGUCUCAGCCUUCACUGACAACAACCAUCAAAGCCCCCAACUCCACCACAACACUCCCAGACUCCACUGGGGCUGUUCUGGCAGAGGACCACAGUGACUCUCCCAGAGUUCCCUGGAGUUUUGGCCUGCCUCUUGUUGUCAUCGUGUCAAUCACAGUGAUGAUAUUGAUCACUUCAGUUAUUGGUGUGGUUUACUGCAGAGCCGUGGCAAGACGUACACAGUCGGACAAAUAUGGAGAAACGCCACGUGAGUCACUGAAACAAGAGGCUCUAGAAACCAGUGGCAUAGUCUACACAACAGUGGACUUCAGAGCUCACCAGAAGCCGACAGAGGUGUAUGCAAACCUGAGGAUGCACAAAACACAAGCGGGAGCUCUGGACUCCACCUGUGGCGCAGAGCAUGAUGGGAUGGUGGAGUACUCCACGCUGGCAAUCCACCAGUGAAUUCAGAAGAAAGUUUAGGUUCUGGGACUGAUUUUAAUUGUUAUUACACUGUGUUUUUAAGGGGAACACAGUCCCUUUACUAGUUGUGGUUGGUACUAAUCAGCCUGUGUAGAG